Molecule: messenger RNA, 144 nt
Organism: Paramecium sonneborni
Lineage: Eukaryota; Ciliophora; Oligohymenophorea; Peniculida; Parameciidae
Source: the annotation of a GenBank genome assembly
AUGAAAUUAAGAUUAUUCAUGAGUAAAUAGUUGUGGGACUCUGAAGUAUUUAAAUUGUCAAGACUCCAUCUGAAUAAUAAUUAGAUUCUAAGAGAUUAUAAGAAUAUUUAAAAUAAACUGGAUUGGAAAAGAUAUUUAUGGUGA